This is a messenger RNA of Penaeus monodon (black tiger shrimp), 773 nucleotides long. Its product is annotated as activator of 90 kDa heat shock protein ATPase homolog 1-like. The record is from RefSeq and is a predicted model, not a curated record. Bases 27 to 758 code for a protein of 243 amino acids. NCBI's taxonomy places the organism in Eukaryota, Metazoa, Arthropoda, Malacostraca, Decapoda, Penaeidae. The transcript has 6 exons. Gene Ontology annotation, molecular function: protein-folding chaperone binding; ATPase activator activity. Gene Ontology annotation, cellular component: cytosol. Gene Ontology annotation, biological process: protein folding; positive regulation of ATP-dependent activity.
AAAUCUUCACGUUCAAAAUGGCCUAAAUGGGGCGAAGGCGAUCCUCGGUGGAUUGUGGAGGAGCGACCGGAUAUGCCACCAAUGUUAAUAACUGGCACUGGUCCGAAAAAAAUGCCAGUGGUUGGAGCAAAGAGAAGAUUAAGAGCCUGUUUGAGGGCAUGGUGUUGGAGGAACCAGGACUCGCCAAAGUAACCAUCAAGGAAGUGUCCAAGUGUGAUGGGGAGGCCAUGGUCAACAACCGCAAAGGGAAGCUCAUCUUCUUCUAUGAGUGGGACAUCAAGAUGGACUGGGUGGCUAAGAAGGAGGAUGAGCCCAAGAAGGACAUCAAGGGCCACAUCCAGAUACCCAAUCUCUCAGAGGAGAAUGAGCCAUGUGAGAUUGAUGUGUCUGUAAGUGUGACAGCUGGAGGCUCAGCAGGGGAUGAUGUGAAGGAGUUCCUGAGAAAGAAGUGUGAGAAAGUGAUACAAUCAAAAGUUGCAGAUUAUAUCACUGCUCUGAAGAGAGAGUAUGCCACUGACUUAAUCCUGCCAACAAAGGGACAGGCUGUGACAAAGCAAAGUAAAACAAUCCUAUCUCCACCUCCUUCUGAGAACUCCCUAUCGGCUAACGUUACAAAUACUACAAAUAAUAUGCAGAAAAUGGGACUGGGCUGUAAAAUAGACACAUCCCAAAUUACACUGACUGAACGUUUCAAGUGCACUGCUGAUGACAUCUACAGAGCACUUACUGUGAGGGAGGUGAGGAAAGCAAGAAAGUAGAACUCUGAUUAAUAU